UGUAUGCAGUUGCAAGGUGAUUAACAAUUGCUGGAACCGUAGUCGCAUGGCAACCAUGAACCCGAUUUACCCGGCUUUGCGUUUUCUAUCUCGGUUCCAAGCCUUUUUUACCUGAGAUUGUUGUAUACCAAUAAGACUUUCACUUUUUUAAAUCGGCUUGUAUAUAUCGAUCAGUGUUAGUUUCUCACAUCAGACGGACUAUUAAGUGUAAAAAAAAAAAAAUUAUCAUGGAAGUUUCUCAAAGGCCCAGAACGACAGAGAUGACCUUUUGGUCAAGGUACGAUCCAAUUAGGCAGGUGAAAGGAUCCACAGAUCACUGGGCCAAGUACAGACAAGAGACAGCGCACCGCGCUCAACAAAGGGCCAGGGUUGUUAGUUACGCACAGGGUAGAAACAUUCCUUAUAAAGAGAAAACUUUUGAUGAAUUGGUUGUAGAUGGUUUACGAGGUACAAUGCCCGGUGCAUAUUCCAGUAGCCGUCCCAAGAGCACUUUUAACAAAAACCAUUAUAGGAAUGUGUUCUCUGAGCGAGCCAAAGAGGGCUUCCGGUACUGGCUGAUACAACGUCCUAAACCUACAAGUUUCGGAAAAUACGGAAUGGGUUCAUAUAAAACAGUUCUAGGGAUUGGAAACGCUCCGAGGUCGUGAUUUGGAAAAUACAGCCUUGGUGCCAAUCAUUCAGUCAUAGGAUUAUGUAAUGCUCCAAGAACUUAAUUUAUUAAUUAUUUAUCAUUUAAAUUUAUUUUUCAACGCACUAAUCUAUGUAUACAUGUAUCUGGUUUUAUUGUAUCUGUAAAAGAAACGAAUACUAGUGUUAUGUUAUUUAAAAUUGUGAUAAAAAGCGGGAAAUGGUUCAUAAAUUAGUUUUGCACAUCCAUUUUGUCGCCACGGUGUCUGUCGGUGCGUGAAGAGCCCUUGUGUGGCAGCUUGCCAUGAAAAGAUCGAAUCUUUCUAACGUGAAUGAUCGAUAUUUCUGCUAGGACUACAUCAAAAAAGAAAUUAUGUUGUGGUUGAAUUCAAUUAAUUACUUUUUAUUGUUAUGAUUUUUGUCUCUUCUAAAUUUUUUGGAACGACAUUCUUACCACCGCAGUAUUAGCUUGUAUAUAUGCAUUGAUCGAGUUUAGACAUUUGCAUGAUUUAGAUAAUUUCUUCGUUGUAUUAGGUUACCUCGUCAUUUUUUUGUAUACAUGUCAUAAAUAAUGCAAUUUUGCAAUAAAAGAACUAUAAUA
This is a messenger RNA of Ostrea edulis (European flat oyster), 1228 nucleotides long. RefSeq lists its product as uncharacterized. Bases 228 to 647 code for a protein of 139 amino acids. The record is from RefSeq and is a predicted model, not a curated record. The transcript has 5 exons. Lineage: Eukaryota; Metazoa; Mollusca; Bivalvia; Ostreida; Ostreidae.